AUGAGCAGUUCUGUGCUAAGUGGGAGCAGCCCCGGCUCCAGUGGGGUCUCGGAAUCCACUGACCUCUUCAGGGACCUAUGGGGUCGACUCAAAGAAUGUCACGAUAGUGCACUGCAAGGUUUGCAAACCAAAGUGAACAAGCUAAAGAAGGAGCGAUGUUUAGAUGCCCAAAGACUGGAGGAGUUCUACAGUAGACACCAGCAGCUGAGGGAGCAGCACAAAACCCUGCAGGACACUGUCACAGUUCUGGAGGACAGGCUGCGGGCAGGGCUGUGUGAUCGCUGUUCCGUCACAGAGGAGCACAUGAGGAAGAAGCAGGUGGAGUUUGAGAAAGGCCGUCAGCAGAACAUACGCCUCAUCGCAAAGAUCAUGACAGAGAGGAACAGCCUGCAGGAUGAGAACAGAAAGCUGAGUCUUGAGUUGGAUAGGCUGAAUGGAUCUCUCUCAGCGUCUCCUGAGCCAGAGGGAGCGGUGAUCUCAGACUCUCCACUGCAGCAGAUCUCCCUGCCUGUGGUCAGCAAGAUGAGGAAGGAGACCCACCAUGUCUGCUACGCCGAGAAGUCCCUGUCUCAGUCCGAGAGCUCAGCGCUCCACGGUCAGUCUGCUUCAUACAAAGAAAUACAUAAAUGUAAAUGGCCUAACCCCCAGAGAAAGGGUCCCUUCCUGGGCUGCCCCAGCACCACCAUCACUGAGGACGGCCCCCCGUCCAUCCUUCCCCGCCUGAAGCUCAGCCCCGCCAACGCCCAUCAGUGCCACCAGGAGGGGAUAGCCCGCGUCGCACCACUUAGAGCCACCUCCACCCCAUGUGGCCUCUCUCACCGAGAGCUGGAGAGAGGGAAGAGGAGGAGGAAAAGCGGUGAGAAGGAGGAAGAUGAGGAAGUGGUUGACAAGCCUCUGGACCUUUCCGACUCCCCACAGAAAGCCCUGGUGCCUCCGCUCAAUGCCCAGAGAGGUAGCAGCAUCCCUGGGGCAGAGAACCAAGACAGAGGCCAAAAGCAUCACAUCCUAUUUAAGCAUCCCUCCACCUCUCCAAGUGAUGAACAAUCCAAAAAUGUGUCGCUUAGUCACCAGACCCACAAUGUCCACCACGAGCCAAUCAGAAAGCGGAGUCGGGAGGAUACUGAGAAUCUGAAGCAGACCUCUGUCCUGCAGGCCAACCCCUGUGCUCGUGUGAAGAGGAGCCCUCCGCAGGACAACAACGGUACUGCAUCAACAACGCUGCCCUCCGAUGCCCCUGAAACGCCACUGGGAAAAGCCAAGCUGAUGCCAGCAGAGCAGACGUGGAGUCUGGACCCAGAGUCAGCCCUCUCCCAGUAUGAUGUAGACACCCCUACUCCAGCAGAGCCCCUCUGUGAAGGCGAGACUGUUGAUAUGGACUGCACCUUCGUCAGCCACAGCCUGCUUCUCCGAGGAGCUCCAAGAACCAGCUCUGUUACUGGGAUUGGUCAGAGGGCCAACGACCGCUUGGCUGAGAUAUUCGACAGAACAGGCUACGAGGAGUACGAGUCGUGUCCUCAGCAUGACGGCUCAUAUCUGGACAAAGAGGAGCCCCAUCGUGGGGAGGAAGGACAUAAGGAUGCACACAUGCCUCAACCUGGAACGCCCAAUGGAGAACACAAAGACAGUAAAAACCUAUCGUUUGCACACGUGGAGGUGGUCCGCAAGAAAGCUGAGAGGAGGAAACUCAAGGGGCACACAUGUAAAGAGUGUGAAAUCUACUAUGCUGACCUUCCAGAGGCAGAGAGGGUGAAGAAGUUGUCAGCCUGUUCUCGGCACCGCUUCCGUUAUCUUCCUCCAUCAACCCCAGAGAACUUUUGGGAAGUCGGCUUCCCUUCAACACAAACCUGUGUGGACAGAGGUUAUAUAAAAGAAGAUAAUGAUCCAGAGCAGCGCUUAAGGAGGAGGAGACCUUACAAUGCCAUGUUCUCACCCAAAGGCAAAGAGCAGAAGACUUGAACCAGUAGGGGAAAAUAAAUACCCAAUCAAACAAAACUGUAUAAAAUGUUCAUUGGCACACUGCCAGUAUCAUAAUCCUAGUGCCUCACAAAGGAAUAGGUGUGCCUUUAGUGGUGUAUAUACACCCAGACAUAUCGCAGGUUCUUAUAAUUGUUUAAACACAAUUAAAUGGACUCUGUCAGGUCUACAGAGUAUUCCAAUGUCCUCAAGAAAUGAAUACAGAAUAUGCAGCAAAAACCUCUGCUCAGUUAAUUAUUCUUUGAAACUAAUAUGCACCGUUGACCACUACUCUUAGCACCUUCUUUCCUAUCUAGAACAUUAAAGGGCUCUUUGGCUGUCCCCAAAGGAGAACCCUUUGAAUAACCCUUUUGGGUUCCAUGGAGAAGCGUUUCUACCUGG
Molecule: messenger RNA, 2355 nt
Organism: Coregonus clupeaformis (lake whitefish)
Lineage: Eukaryota; Metazoa; Chordata; Actinopteri; Salmoniformes; Salmonidae
Product: DNA endonuclease RBBP8-like
Exons: 14
Coding region: 1-1956 (651 amino acids)
Biological process (GO): DNA double-strand break processing involved in repair via single-strand annealing; double-strand break repair via homologous recombination
Cellular component (GO): site of double-strand break
Molecular function (GO): single-stranded DNA binding; damaged DNA binding; double-strand/single-strand DNA junction binding
Source: RefSeq, a predicted model, not a curated record